AUGGAGCUAAAAGCUGAGCUACUUAAGUGUAUUUGGUAUGCGUUCACCUCCUUGGACACGGAGAAGAGUGGAAAGGUAUCCAAGUCCCAGCUAAAGGUCCUGUCACACAAUCUGUACAGUGUACUGAAGAUCCCUCAUGACCAGGCUGCGUUGGAUAAAGAUUUCAGUGAUGACGAUGAUGGUCCAGUGUCCAGCCAAGGCUAUAUGCCGUACCUCAACAAGUUCAUCCUGGACAAGGUUGUGAAGGGGACAUUCGUUAAGGAGGAAGUUGAUGAACUCUGCUGGACUCUUUCAUCAAAAAAAAACUACCAGCUCGACAGCAGCGGCACAAAUAUUUUAUCUGAUAAGGAUGCUUUCCGUCUCUGGUGUCUCUUCAAUUUCCUGACAGAGGACAAAUACCCUUUAGUUUUGGUUCCUGAGGAGGUGGAGUACCUACUGAAGAAGAUUUGCUCAUCAAUGAAUGUGGAACUGAACUGCGUGGAUUUAGAGGAGUUCCUCUCUCAGGACAGUGUUAAAAAGGAUGGGAUCUCUGUUUGGACAUUUCUACAACUGAUGAACUCUGGAAGUUUCACCAGGGGUAUUGAGCGGGACUCCAUCAGCAUGGCAAUAGAAGAAGUUUAUCAAGAAAUUGUGGGAAACACUCUUAAAGAGGGGUAUUUGUGGAAGAAGGGUCAUCUUCGCAGGAACUGGAAUGAGCGCUGGUUCUCACUCAAGCCCAACACACUGACCUACUACGUCAGUGAAGACCGCAAAGAGUGCAAAGGCAUCAUUGAACUGGACCAGAACUGCUGCGUGGAGGUACUCCCAGAGAAGGAAGGGAAGAGGUGCAUGUUUUGCCUGAAGACCCUGACUAAGACUUAUGAGAUGAGUGCUUCUGAUACCAAACAGAGACAGGAGUGGACAGCAGCUAUUCAGACAGCUAUCCGCUUGUGUGCCGAGGGGAAGGAAUCCUUACACAAAGAGCUGAAGCAGCGGCGUCGGGAGUUGCGAGAAGAGCGGGACAGGAGACGCAAGGCCAAAGAGGAGGAGCUGCAGCGACUGCGUGCCCUUCAAGGGGAGAGAGAGCAGCAGCUGGCUGAGUUGGAGCUCCUGAAGGAGGCGCAACGACAAGCCCAGGCUACUCUGGAGCAGGAGGAGCAGAAGAGACGCAGGCAGCACGAGGAGCUCCAGAGGGCCUUGGAGGAACAGCUGCAUGAUGCGGAGGAGGCCCGGGCCAGCAUGCAGGCAGAGAUGGUGCUGAAGGAGGCGGAGGCAGAGCGACAGAGGAGGAGGAUCAGAGAGCUGGAGGAGAUGCAGCUACACCUGGAGGAGGCCUUGCACCAGGAGAUCAAAGCUAGACAGGACGAGGAGGCCUGCCGCUAUGCUCAGGCUAGGCUACUGGCAGAGGAAGAGCAGAAAAUGAAGGCUUUGUUGACCCUUCAUGAGGAGCAGGAGGAGUUUAUCCGAAAGACCCAGAGAGAGAAGCAGGAGUUAAGGCAAGAGAUGGAGGGCAAGUCCCAGGCUUUAGAGGAGGCGCAGCAACAGCUAGACAAAGUCAGAGCCAGUAGACACCGAGUAGACCAAGACAUUGCGGCUGCCCAGAGGAAGCUGCGACAAGCUAGCACCAGUGUUAAACACUGGAACGUCCAGAUGAAUAGGCUGAUGCACCCAAUAGGGCCUGGAGAGAGAAGGUCUUCAUCCGGGAGCUGUCCUUUCCCUGCCGUUCGGGUUCCAUCACUUAGAGAUUCAGAAUCUCCUCCCCCACACACACACACACAGUCCCAGCACAGUGUCAGUGGGGGAAAGAGCAGCUCGGCAGCACGGCAACCAUUUGGGGAAAGGUCACAUCUGAUAGCUGAUACUCAGGAUGUCUUCAGACAAGACUAG
Molecule: messenger RNA, 1866 nt
Organism: Chanos chanos (milkfish)
Lineage: Eukaryota; Metazoa; Chordata; Actinopteri; Gonorynchiformes; Chanidae
Gene: def6b
Product: DEF6 guanine nucleotide exchange factor b
Exons: 12
Coding region: 1-1866 (621 amino acids)
Cellular component (GO): cytoplasm; nucleus
Source: RefSeq, a predicted model, not a curated record